Molecule: messenger RNA, 7153 nt
Organism: Catharus ustulatus (Swainson's thrush)
Lineage: Eukaryota; Metazoa; Chordata; Aves; Passeriformes; Turdidae
Gene: ZC3H7B
Product: zinc finger CCCH-type containing 7B
Exons: 23
Coding region: 552-3587 (1011 amino acids)
Biological process (GO): miRNA processing
Molecular function (GO): protein binding; metal ion binding; miRNA binding
Source: RefSeq, a predicted model, not a curated record
CAAUUCAGCUCCUCGCUGCUUUCGUGUGCAUGCAGUCCCUCUGCAGAAGCAGCUCUGCUUUCUCUUUAUUUUUUUGUAUCAGCAAAGACAACCGGGAAGAAAAAUAUGUUGCAUUAAAAUUAGAACGGAGAGUCGACUACUGAGGAGCUUUAUUUUUUAUUUUUUGGGGUUUUUUUAAAGCCUAAUUCACCUUAAAGAAUCUCAAAACCAGCCACAAGGGAAAGAUUUGUGAUUUUUUGUAAUGGAAAGCGGUAGCCUCUAGGGCCCAGAGGAUAUGCAGGGAGGCAUUUUCUCUUGCUGGUGCAGCUGAGAGCGAGCGAGAGAGAGCGAGACCUGGAAAUGAAAGUAAAGAGAUCAGGAGGCACAUGGAGGGAGCUGCAGGGGCAGCCGAUCCAGAAGCAGAAUGCUGCCUUCUAUAAUUAAAUAGCACUUACUAUUAUUAUUACUUCUAGUAAUAAUACAUUAAUAAUAUCUCUAGUAAUACAAUACCAUUUAUCAAGGAAAGUUUAUACAUAGUGUGGGGGGGAAAACCCGAGGAGAGAGCAACUGUAAUGGAGAGGCAGAAGAGAAAACAAGAAAUAGAGAAAGGACUGCAGUUCAUUCAGUCCACAUUACCCCUAAGUCAAGAAGAUUAUGAGGCCUUUUUGCAGAAGCUGGUGAGAAACUUGUUUGCAGAGGGCAAUGAUUUGUUCCGAGAGAAGGAUUUCAAGCUUUCCCUGGUACAGUACGUGGAAGGGCUGAACGUGGCGGAUUAUGCAGCCUCCGACGAGGUGACCAUCCCAAAGGAUCUCCUCUGCAAGCUCCAUGUCAACCGGGCUGCCUGCUACUUUGCCAUGGGGUUGUAUGAGAAAGCACUGGAAGACAGCGAGAAGGCUUUAAGUCUCGACAAGGAAAACAUCCGAGCGCUAUUCCGGAAAGCCCGUUCCUUAAAUGAACUUGGAAGACACAAAGAAGCGUAUGAGUGCAACAGCCGAUGCUUGCUGUCCCUCCCACAUGAUGAAAGCGUCACACAACUGGGACAGGAGCUUGCCCAGAAGCUGGGACUGAGGGUUCGAAAAGCAUACAAAAGACCUCAGCAGGAGUUGGAAACGUUCUCACUACUCAGUAAUGGCACGUCAGUCAAUUCAUCAAAUCAGACUACUUCCAAUGGCUUGGGCUCAAUAGAUGACAUUGAAACAGACUGCUCUGUGGACCUGCAGUGCCUCCCAGCUCCUAUGGCCACCUCCAUCCCUGUGAGCGAGGGGCUGGCCCCUCUGCCCUCUGACUCAGAUGCAAAGGGCCUGCCCACCUCGCUUCCUGCUGCCACCUUGCUCCCAUCUCCAGACUGUGUACCCUUGCCAGUGCCUGAGAACACAGAGGACUUCACAGAUGGGGACAUCAUUGGGGAAGAACUAGACUCCAUCCUGGAUUCCCUUGCUGAAGGGUCACCAUACCCUCUAUCUCUGGUCCAGGGCACCAUUCCUACCAACCUGCCAACAGAGAUGCCCCAGCUGAUUCCUGUGUUUCCGGGGGGAACUCCGCUGCUGCCUCCAGUCGUGACAGCCAGCAUCCCUGUCUCCACCCCUCUGCCACCUGCCUCCUUUGGCCUGGUGAUGGAUCCCACCAAGCAGCUCUCCACCUCCUCUGUCCUGGAUGCCUUUGAAACCCCACCAGGAGGAAGUGGUGGCUCCACUUUAGAUUCGCUGGAUUCCCUGGAUCUGCUUCCAUACACAGAUACGCGACUUGAUGCCCUGGACUCCUUUGGGACAAGCAGGGGUUCGCUGGAUACCUUGGAUUCCUUUGCCAUUGAAGAAACUAGCACUCAGGAACUGCGACACCCACCUGGCAGCCAAAAACCAGCCCCAGUGGUCAGCCUUGGUGGAGUGAGUCACCCAGCUGUGCCCAAGGCCACCGAGCACCUGCUGUCCCAGCCAGAACCAGUAAUGCCCAACACAGCUCUGCUGGUGAAGAACCCUCUGGCCUCUACUCACGUUUUCAAACAAGCCUGUCAUAUCUGCUACCCCAAAACAGGGCCCAAGGCUGGCGAUUAUACCUAUCGGGAAGGCUUGGAGCAUAAAUGCAAGCGGGACAUCCUGCUGGGCAGGCUGAAGAACUCAGAAGACAAGACCUGGAAGAGGAUCCGUCCUCGCCCAACUAAAACCAACUUUGUAGGAUCCUAUUAUCUGUGCAAAGAUAUGCUUAACAAGCAGGACUGUAAGUACGGGGAUAACUGCACCUUCGCGUACCACCAGGAAGAAAUCGACGUGUGGACGGAGGAGAGGAAGGGGACCCUCAACCGUGACCUCCUCUUUGACCCGCUAGGUGGGAUCAAGCAGAGCAGCCUCACAAUUGCCAAGCUCCUCAAGGAACAUCAGGGCAUCUUCACCUUCCUCUGUGAGAUUUGCUUUGACAGCAAACCCCGGAUUAUCAGCAAAGGGACCAAGGACACACCAUCUGUCUGCUCCAACCUUUCUGCAAAACACAUUUUCCAUGACAACAAGUGUCUGGUCCACAUUGUGCGUUCCACCUCCCUGAAAUAUUCCAAGAUCCGUCAGUUCCAGGAGCACUUCCAGUUUGACGUGUGCCGACAUGAGGUACGCUACGGCUGCCUGCGUGAGGACAGCUGCCACUUUGCUCACAGUUUCAUUGAGCUCAAGGUCUGGCUGCUGCAGCAAUAUUCAGGAAUGACCCACGAAGAUAUCGUUCAGGAAUCUAAGAAGUACUGGCAGCAGAUGGAAGCACAUGCCAGCAAACAAACAAAUAGCGUGGCUUCUCCCCGGACUCCCACAUCAAGCACCUUUGACCUCCAGAUGAAAUUUGUGUGUGGCCAGUGCUGGAGGAACGGGCAGCUGGUGGAGCCAGAUAAAGACCUCAAGUACUGUAGUGCCAAAGCCCCCCACUGUUGGACGAAGGAGCGCCGUGUCCUGCUGGUGAUGUCCAAGGCUAAGAAGAAGUGGGUGUCAGUCCGACCACUGCCUUCCAUCCGUAACUUCCCACAGCAAUAUGAUUUAUGUAUCCAUGCACAGAAUGGCAGGAAAUGUCAAUAUGUGGGCAACUGCUCUUUUGCCCACAGCCCUGAGGAGAGAGACAUGUGGACCUUCAUGAAGGAAAAUAAAAUACUGGACAUGCAGCAGACCUAUGACAUGUGGCUAAAGAAGCACAAUCCUGGGAAGCCUGGAGAGGGAACACCACUCACCUCGCGAGAAGGGGAGAAGCAGAUCCAGAUGCCCACUGACUAUGCAGACAUCAUGAUGGGCUACCACUGCUGGCUCUGUGGGAAAAACAGCAACAGCAAGAAGCAAUGGCAGCAGCACAUCCAGUCGGAGAAGCACAAGGAGAAGGUCUUCACCUCCGACAGUGACUCCAGCUGCUGGAGCUACCGCUUCCCCAUGGGUGAAUUCCGGCUCUGCGAGAGGUUCCAGAAGAACAAGGCCUGUCCUGAGGGAGAGGAGUGUCGCUAUGCGCAUGGGCAGGACGAGCUGACGGAGUGGCUAGACCGGAGGGAAGUGCUGAAACAGAAACUGGCCAAAGCUCGCAAGGACAUGCUGCUCUGCCCCAGGGAUGACGACUUCGGGAAAUACAACUUCCUAUUGCGGGAUGACGUAUAGUAUGAGUAUGGGGGAGUCUGUUGGCUGCAGAAACAUGGGGUGAGUUUUCCAAGUGGCAGUAGCAGGCAGAUCAAGAUCUGUGUCUCACAAAGAGAACUUUUUCUUUUCUUUUGUUUUAAGAUUAUGAGAUGAUGAUUUAUUAGUGGUGAAUGAAUUUGUGAAUUUGAUUCUUGUUGGCCAGCGACGCCACACUCACUGAGUUUGACCCAUCUUUUCUUCUUUCCCCCAAAUUCUCCUUCCACUUCAUCUUUUUGUUUUCACUGUCCUUCAUUCAAAGGAAUUAAUUUAGUCUAUAUUGGGCUGCAAAUCAGAGAAUUUCUCCUAGUGUCAUUCUUCUGUCUUUCAAUUCAGAGCAUGACUGCAGAGGACAAAGCUGAGAGAGGGACAGAAAAGUUGUGGAUGCCUCAUGCCUGGGGCCCCCUGUUCAAGGCCAGGUUGGAUAGAGCUCUGAGCAGUGUGGUCUAGUGGAAGGUGUCCUUCUAAAUGACAGGGGGAUUGAAACUAGAUGAUCUUAAGGUUCCUUCCAGCCCAGACCAUUCUAUGAUUUUAUGAAAUCUGGUGAAAAGGUGACCAUGAAUUUCAUAUGUUCCUUUUCUCAGUGCUGCAGACUAAGCCCCACUUACUCUGCUGCAGCCCUCCUGCUCUUCUGGGGGUUUGGAAUUGUGGUGUAAAAAAGGAAAACUGCUAUAUUUCGCUUAAAACAUCUAGGUUUAUGCUCCAACAGUCUAUAUUUCCCUGAGGCAUCAACUGGUGCUAAAGAUAACAGCUGUGUGUUACAAGGAGUGCAAGGUAAAAGCAGCAAAGUAAUGAAACUGCUUGCAGCAGCGGGAGCUGGGUUGUAGGUGACUUCAAACUUCAGCUGACUACUCAGAAGGCAAGUUGGUGACUUCUCAUUGGAUGUCUUCUUCAGUAUGUGGCAGGUAUUCAGGGCAGAUAGUUUGGGUUUGUUUUUUUGGCUGGUGUGACUGAUGCAAGUAAAACAACCCAUCUAGGAGGUGUAGUGGAGUCUAUGAUACAUUGUGUGUCACUGAAGUCCACACAGCAGUAUCAGUCAGGAGGGAGGUGGUCACCAAAAGGAGCCUGUGUUUCUGUAUUGCCUUGUGUCUUGAAGAGAGGGAGGGAGGGAGGGGGGUAAUGGUGUUCUUUUUUGCUCUGUAAAUGGCAUGUGUUUCCAGUUACUUAGAGCUGCAUUUUUCCCUGCACUGCCAGAAGAACUGGGUGGGGACCCAUUUAAAACGACACCAUUGCGCAGCAUGGGCAAUGUUUAGCUAAUGGGAAUCCAGCUGGAAGCGCUUACCAGUACCAGAGGUCCAGCCCCCUCCUCCUCAGAGCCAGGGCAGGGAGCUCACGGAUGCACAGUGCGACCAGGAUGCGACCCAGAGCAGGGAGAGUGAGUGGCACAGCAGGACCUAGCCAUGGCCUGCUCUUGUGCUGCCUGAUGAGUGCUUUGAUGAGAUAACCAGUAAUGCUGAACUCUGGGACAGGAGUUCUGCUUUUAUAAGGGGCAGCAGUGAGAAGCAGUACUGACUGCUCUGAAUGCCAGCCUUGUCCUUUCUGGCAGUCUCAUCCUGUAAGCAGUAAAUGUAUCUCCUGACCUGAGCUCCCCUCUCCUUCUCUCCUCUACAGUCCAGUUGUGCUCUGCAGUUUUGCAUGCAUGGAUGGCACCAUCCACUCAAACACAAACACGUCUCCCUCCCAGCUUUCAUCAGGGAUGUCUUUUUCGUACAGAGUCUUCUGGGACUGCAGUCUCGGAGCUCUUGGGGCUGGUAGGGCUGUAUCCAUGGUAAAUACAAUCUGGCCAUGAACUGCUUGGUGCUUAGGCAUUGCUGCAUCCUCCCAUUCCUCUCUGCUUCCAUAUCCCUGGGGUUCAGAGCUUCAAGAGAGAAACUAUGGUACCUUCUUCUGGUCAUCCUUGUGCUCAAGUGGUCAACUUCAGAGAUGGGAGGGGACAGGCAUCAGCUCCUAGACAGGCAUCAGUUCCUGGGAUAUCUUGUUCUGCUCUUUUUGGGCAGAUAUGCCAAGGAAGAAAAUCUGGAUUGGGGGACACUGGAAUGUGUUUUUUAUUUUUAAAACAAACCUGCAUCUCAAGUGUGACUCUAGCGUUCGCUGAGCCGUGAUUUCUCAUGCAAUGACUUGUUUAGGUUUCAGAGUUGGUCACUGUCCCCUCUCCUCCUCUCUGCAAUGAGAGCUGAGCUGCUCCAUGGGACUUGAGAGGUUCAGGCUGGGGCUGAGGUGAGGAGAGGGUGAGAUUGUUAGGUGAGGUGAAGUGAGUGAGGUAGGCCCACAGUCAUGAGGGUUGUUUCAAGUGUCUCUUUGUUUUCCCUGAUAUGAUAACCUGGUCUGUGGUGUUGCAGUACUUCGUCACCAGACUUGUUUUAGUGUGUAUAUAUGUGACCCCUCCCAUGAAGCAUAUAUACACAAGUAUUAAAUAUAUUGCUCUAUAUAAUAUUAUAUAUGUGUGUGGUAUCGAAGGAAUCUUUUAAAUGAGGGUAAAGGAAAAGGACUCAGGCCAGGAAACGCAGCAUCCCCAGUUUAAAUAUUAACCCUUUUAUUUGGGAUAGGGAAAGGGAAAUAACAGAAGAAAGGGGGGGUUUAUAUAGAUAGGUAUAAACUUUGAGAUGGGACAGGUUUCCCUUUUUGAAACCUUUUAGGAUGUCCUUCCAGUCCCAUCUCAGUGAGAGAGUAUUAUACUGCUAACUAGUGAGUAAAGUUUAAAUAUAAGGCUUUGCUUAUAUUAUUUAAAGGGACGUUGUGAAAGGCAGGAAGUUUCACACUUGACUUCCCAGACUUGCUUUAUCAAGCCAAGAGGGUUUUCUUCAGCACAUUAUGUGCUCUCAGCAGAAAUGCUCAGUGCUUACAGCUCUACAGCAGAUAAACUGAAAGUUGUAGGGGCUGCUUUAGUGGUGUGUUCACAAGACCCUGUGAUAACUCCCUCUUCUUUAUUUGUGUGAGAGAAGAAGAAAAUUCUGCAGCACAGAACCAAAUUUGAGGGUUAUUAACAAAGGAAGUGAUGUCUUAAUUUUACAGCAUUAGAAGAAAAUAACCUGUCUGUAUUUACCUGUCUGCAAAAUAACCACAGACAUUCACACAGAGCAGAAACUUAUUAAAUGCUGAAAGACUUAGUGAAAAUCUUUUCACAAAUUCUUUGGCAGGGGGCAGGGAUUUAGGUGACACUGGCAUUGGAGUUAACCUGGCCUUUAGAGGGAGAAGUAAAAAAAUAAAAACCAAAAAAUACCCUACUUAGCUUGUAUGAAACUGUAUGUCAAAAAUGGAUGGGUUUUAGCAUGUGAAAGGAAAAGAUAGCAAGGGGAUGCUGCAGUUCUGAGCUGGGUGGUAAUGAUUUUGAGUCCUUUAAUAUGUCUUUGUAUUAAUAUAAUUUAAGAAUACCACGCUUUACUAUUAAAAAAGAACUUAGUAUCUUUCAUAAGGUCUAGUAUCAGGAUAAAUAUGUAGAUGUUUUAACAACAUUUUUGGUUUUGUUCUUAAAUAAAUAAAGAAAAAACAAACUUGCUUCUUUUAGCCUUUGUAAUAGAAAAUAAAAGUGUGCACUUUAAACCCUCUCCUGA